GCUGAAAGAGAUGCAGAUCAGAAUAUUUCUACCGUGCAAUGUGAGAGAAAGUUUGAAAAUAUGCCAAAGUGUGCUAAUUCCAAUGAUUUCUCAGUAACACAAAACACGCGCACCUUUCAUGGAAAUAAAAGUUCGAUGAUGAAAAGUUAUGACGUAAAUGAUGACGUAUACAAUCAUCUGCAUGACAAGGAAGAGGAUUCCGACAUUGAUGAAACUUACGACCACACCCAUGGAAACAUAAGCAGUGCAAUGGAGGAGACUGACUACAGUAAUCUCAACACAGGGAUAAGAUAUAAGGAACCCGAUGUCUCUGCUGCUGAAGAUAUUGAUUAUGAUGAUCGAGAGACACCUGCUGAUUACUGUUCACUAAAAAAGAAGUAAAGAUGUAUAUUCUUGUGCAAACCAUAG
This is a messenger RNA of Saccostrea cuccullata (small rock oyster), 408 nucleotides long. RefSeq lists its product as uncharacterized. The transcript has 2 exons. The record is from RefSeq and is a predicted model, not a curated record. The coding region runs from base 61 to 381 and encodes 106 amino acids. NCBI's taxonomy places the organism in Eukaryota, Metazoa, Mollusca, Bivalvia, Ostreida, Ostreidae.